ACAGCGAAGUCAACGUGGUGUCGUAGCAGACGACAAUAUCAAUAGCGUGAAAAUCACUGAUGCAACGAAAUGAUGAUAUAAAAGAUGCUGGUUUCGUUUGUUGUUGGAUAUUUUCCUUACAUGUUAUACACAAACUAGACCACCAUCGAGAACUUAAAGCAACUGGAUUUGUUCACAAUAGCCGACCAGCUGUUUACAUCGCCGAUGUUGCAAUUAUAACUCACUGGAUAUUAUAAUUGUCACUAUGAAAAUCAGUUUGUUUCAGACAUUCUUUUCUUUUUGCUAAAAAUCUUGUUACAAGAUACUGAAAAAAUUCCAUCGUAGAAUUUCUCAUGGAUUUUGAUCUCCGUUUUUUUUUUCCGAAUGUCAUUUGGGAUUAAACCUUUGUGAUUUAUUGGACUGACAUUCAUUUCAGCAACAUAGUAAUUACUAUCGAACUUUAACAGGAAUUGUUAUCGGAGCAGAGUUAAAUUCACAUCUGGAACAUAUAGUUAAACGUGCGUGCUAUAAGUGCUGUGUUGGAACGGGGAAUAACGUCAAAAAUGUGCCUUCAAUAUGUUGUAAUUUUUCUUCUUAAUACUGUCCUGACGGGAGGAUUAUCUAGGAAUAGAGAUGUCUGGGAAAAAAUCAGUGUACGCUAUGGAUUCUGGAGAACUCUCCCAAAGUACGAAGGCCUAGCGUCUGGGGAAGGAUAUAAACGGUUCAACGACGUGUGUAAAACGGACUAUUUCCAUGGUUUCCUAUUUACAAAAGAAAUAGAUACACCAGCGUUACCGAUUUAUGACUUAAAUGGCGAACUUGCUGGUGUGCAAACAACGAUCCCCGGUAAUAUGCAUGGGUUCGACUCCCGCAAUAUGACUAUUGACCUUCCACCCGUAGAGAUAAUGCCUCCAGUGCUUAAAGGUCAUAGAGACAAACAUGGUGUUUUACAUUACACAGUUACAGCUUAUUUCAAACACCCAUCCCUUCUAUGUAGUCCAUUGCUUCCAGAAGGGGUGAGGCCGGGACGUGGUCUUUAUAUUCAAAUGGGAAACAAUCCAGAAAACCAUCACCAGCACAUACCACUUCAAAGUAAACAUCUUUCACAACUCUGGAAGAAAGGCCACUGUGCACCGCUAAUGGGAACACAUUAUUUUAUGGGUUUGACACCUUCUUUGCCAUGUGAAAAGCUUUACCCGCUGUUCUUAAUGUAUGAUUUAGAAGGAAACCUAGGGGCAUUUGGUUGGGUGUUCCAGGGACGACCAAACAACUUUUACGUUGAUGACAGCGUCGGAUGGUUUGGACUUACGCCAAAUACAUAUCCAUUUUUAUUCAAACCCAGCAUGUUACCAACAUGUAUGUUACAUCCAUCAUUUCAAGUAUUUGGUGUACGUAUCUAUCUACAAGAGCAGGACAAACUUCUAUGUACGAGAGUCGAUAAUCUUAACAAAGAGGAACAAUAUCAGUCAUUGCAAGAGAACGAGGUGCAAAAAACUGUUAUAUCAGUUAAUAAUGACGAAGAUAAUGAAGAUGAAGAGCAAAAUGAAAAUACAAAUACAAAGAAAAUUGAUGACAGCAAACACAAUAGUCGAUCAAGAGCACCUCUAUCAAGCGUAACUUCAAACAUGUUUUUUGUUUCAAUAACGGCUCUUGCUUUUUAUUUCGGGCAAUUCAGAUAGCCCAUAACAUAUAGCAUUAUGCAACAACUCCCAACCACUAACCCCUCUGGGUUAAAAAUAUAGCAAUAAAGUGGAGUCACCGCAGCAGUCCAUGAUGUCACUCAAAUAUGCAAAUUCCAUAUCGUCGGUGACAAUUUGCUUGACGGACAGAGACUAACAGAAGUUAAAGAGGUGUUGUUUUGUAGUAACAACGUUACUUGUGUUGCUACAUUUCAAUGAAUGGUGUAACACUGAUGAAUAGACAGUAUAAGAUAUAUGCAAGAUAUCAACAGAUACAACUUGAAGCUUCUUGUUAUUAUUGUAUGUCUAAUUAUGUAAACAUCGGUAAUCAGUCACAACAAGUUCUUACAUUUGAUUUGCACGGUGACGCCGUCUGUAAAGGAUGAACGUAACUCUUUUGCCCCAACGAUCUAACCCUUGCUUAUUGUGAAGCUUCCCGUCACGUAAUGUUUGUUAACAUACUCACGUUGUAUAUAAACACAGUACUAGAACUCUUGAACCCUAUUAUAGAUGGACAAAUGUCAAAAAGAGCACAAAGCAAUGCAUACACAAAAACAUAUUACUGUGCUUAUUUCAUUAUAAUAUCAAAAACAUUGUCUGUGUAUGUAAAUAGGUAUUAAAAAUAUGAUGUAUCAUAUUAAAUCAGUGGCAUAAGUAUGAGUUAUUCGAAUGACGUGAAAACAUCACUUCCACAAACACUAACUUUCAAACGAAUUGCAGAAGCCAUUGCAAUAUUAUUGAAAAGUCACGACGCAGAUCAUUGCUUCGCUUCGCAGAAAACUAAUCACAAUUAUUCUCAGGAUUAAUCAUAUUUGUGUACUUUCUGCUAACAUUUACAGAACUAUGUAUCCGUCCAAAACGUCUGAAACAUCUCAACAUCUCUCGAUAUGUAACAGAUCACAGUUCACCAAUUCAAUUUUGCCAAAUUCAAUCUGCCAAUGUCUGUUUAUCUAAUAUAACCUAUCGCGGGAAAAGACAUUUCACAUUUAGAAGGAAGUAGAACACACACUUCUAAACUAAUAAUAAAGCAUUGCCAGUGUUUCCAAUAAAGAUGCGAUUCAACGGAAAAUAAAAGAGAACAAUUUAAAAUGGAGAGACACGAUCAUUAUAUUAUGAAGACGUCAUUCGUAAAUGUUUAGUGCUCAAAGCUGCUAAUGGCAUUGAAAAUUUAUAAAUAAAGCCAAAUAGUGACUCACAACUUUUGCCUUUGGAUAAAUAGAAACUAACUGCAAAGCAUUGGCAGAUGGAUCGGUAUUAAAACUAAAAUGUAUGCAACAGUAUUGUACAUAAAUAAGACUUGCGCAACUUAUGUAAAAGGAUUGAAUUGUACAUUUUCUUUUAAACCAAUGCCAAUUACAAACAAUCAUUAGUGGAAAUAAGUUUUUGCAAAGGACAAUGAUAUUUGGCUUAAGAGCCUGUUUUUAACCGACAUGUUGAAAUAUGAUCGGAUGUGCACUCACUCUUACAGCGCAAAUAAUGACUGGGUUUUACUGUUUAUUUGAUAUGAAUAUGUACAAUUUAGGUUUGAAUAUAUUUUGCAUUGAAGAAAAGGAUAACAGUUUGUAGAAACUCAACAAAAAACAGUUGGAGCAACAAAUAUUACCAGACAUAUAAAAAUACAUUACAUAUCUAAAGUAACUGAUGUCAGUGGUGGCGUGAAUCUGUUUAAGAAAAUGACGUUCUGAAAACUUGAUUAUAGCCAUAGAAUGAUACAACAGUCUAUAGUCUUGCCGGCAGCCAUAUCAAUAUUUCAUGAACAUUUUUCUGAAAAAAAUAUGCUUUGACAGAAGGUGUUUUACGUUUAAAUGGUAGGUCUAACGUUGUACUAAAUUGUCAAAAGAAACGAAACAAUCCUUUUCUUAUUUCUUAUCUUUAUUAACUAUCCCUUUCUUAUUUCUAAUUUGUUUCCGUAAUAAUAUCGAUUUGAUAUAAUUUUUAAAAGAUUAAUGUAUCGUUUUUUCAAAUUGUUAAUGUCUCUCUUUUGAAUAACUUUUUUUUAAUGUCAUUUAAAUCAUAUUUUAUGGGUUUUUAUUUCAGAUUACAUGUCCUGAGUGUGUAAUGAUAAACAACACGUUGAGUGGUAUGUUUAUGAAGAAGACUUUAAGAUUGCAUUGGGUGGUAUUAGAGAACAAGAAAAGAAGAGAAAAUCACCUUAUGAAAACAUGUAUUAAAAUUAUGUUUUAUGUACUACGAAAUUAGAUAACUGAUGCUGGAUGAGGUUUAGUACUUAGAUUUGUAGAUAGUUAUUCAUUUCAUUUAACCUGUUAGAUAAUAUAUAUGAAAUAAUUAUCGAGAGAAAUGUUAACACAAUUGAUGGUAUUUGUUUUUUGGUAAAAUCAUUGCAUACUGAGUCAUGUUUAGUUUAAUGAAAGAAAAAAAAACAACAACAAAAAAGCUAGUAUGUUUGUUAUGAAUAAAGGUCUUUAUAAAAUCAUAUGUAGAAAAUGUAUUAAACAAGUUGUAAUACAACACAUUUUGAAAUUUAAUAAUCUAUUUUUAUAAUCAAUAAUUCAUUUUGUUUUUGUAUGCUGUAUAUGAAUCAUGCCUCAAUUUGUUUUAUGACUUUUAAUAAAGACGUGCCUUGUUGAAAGCGCUGGAACUUCUUUUCAAUAUCUAAAUUGACACGCGGCAGAAAUUAUCAGCAUCGUGUUACCAUAGUAACAAGGUUAAUUGUCUUUAAUAUAAAAAGUAUUUUGAUAUUGGUAAUUUGUCUAGAGGGUCUUUUAUAGCAGAUAUAAUUAGUACGCCUAGAGAGAUGUUCAUUUUAAUAAGACUCAAAAUACAACACCGGGUUUUCUAUGAAAGAAAUUGGUUUCUAUAGCAACUGUCUAUUUAUCCUUUCAUUUCACAGCGUAUUUUAAGAAAGUCAUAUUUGAGCGUAUAUCCAUAUAGAUUUCUGUUUCGCCUCCAAUCGAGAAAAUGUCAGUGGUCAAUUAUUCAAAGCUUUUAAAAGCACUAGGAGAAAAUCUAUUGAAACAGAGCAACAUAAUGUAUUGGCAUGGUGGCAAUGAAAUUCUAGAAACUCCAGUCUUGGCAUCUCAUUACUAUUUGACGUAACAUUAUUUUAAAUGUGGGCUUAUUUUUUUACAUAUGCAAAGUAACAAGGGAUAAAAGCACUUAUGAUUUCUACAUUAACUACCUUUAAUUGCUUUCUUUGAGGUUUUUUUACAUGGCAUGACGGGACUUGUAAUAUUAUCUUUAUUUAGAUUUGUUGUACCAUUUGAUGAAAGUCUUCAUAAAAUAAUUGUGCGAAAUAUUUUAAAUCAUUUUUCUCACUCCUUUUUCGAGGAAUAAAUUUAUUGUCUUAGAUGACCUAAAAUGUUUAAACGCUGCUUACUUAACUUAAUCUAAGAAUGCCAAACACAUUUGGUUUAAGACUUAUUGCUAAAUACAUUACGUAUGUCAUGUGCAUAUGUUCUUGUUUUAAGCGCCCCACUUAAUCUAUAAAAUAAUUUCAAAUUUUCUCUAAUUUGACCUCUGGAAUUCAGUGGAGAGUUCCUUUCUUUUAAAUACGUUGUACAUAUUAGAACGACAAAUGUAUGCAGAAACAUCAAUUAAAACGUUUUAUGUUCAUUUAUUUUUUAUGCUUAGCUACCUAAUUUGGAAUUACUUAGAAUUUGUUAAAGACCAGAUUAAAAAAUGUAACUAUUUAAUACUAAUAAAAUUGUUUAGAAACAUAGUUUCCUCCAGUGUACCUUUAUUUGCAAGAUUCUUGCUUUUUCUGUACCGACGGAUUAGACAGACAUAAUUUAUUUUGUUGAAGACCAAAUUAAGUCAAACAAUGUAAUUAUUUAAUAUUAAUAAAAUUGUUUAGAAAUA
This is a messenger RNA of Ruditapes philippinarum (Manila clam), 5477 nucleotides long. RefSeq lists its product as uncharacterized. The transcript is spliced from 8 exons. Bases 543 to 1658 code for a protein of 371 amino acids. The record is from RefSeq and is a predicted model, not a curated record. Lineage: Eukaryota; Metazoa; Mollusca; Bivalvia; Venerida; Veneridae.